CAUCUUCUAUCGUUGGCAUGCCUGCGUCACAUGACACAAACGUCACCCUGCCUCUCCAAUCUUCUGUCUCUUUCUUUAGCAACCAAAAAGUAGAAAUCCGCUAUGGUUAACGUUCCAAAACAACGUCGCACUUUUUGCAAAAAGUGCAAAGUGCAUAAGCUGCAUAAAGUGACCCAGUACAAGAAAUCGAAGGAACGUCAUGCCUCCCAAGGUAGACGGCGUUACGACAGAAAACAGCAGGGUUUCGGUGGUCAAACUAAACCUAUUUUCAGGAAGAAGGCAAAAACCACCAAGAAAAUCGUACUCAGGAUGGAAUGCACUGAGUGCAAGUACAGAAAGCAGAUUCCUUUGAAGCGAUGCAAACACUUUGAAUUGGGUGGUGACAAGAAGCGUAAGGGUCAAAUGAUUCAGUUUUAGUUGCGUUAAAGGAAUAAAUGACUUUUUCUAAUUCA
Messenger RNA from Zophobas morio, 452 nucleotides. RefSeq names its product large ribosomal subunit protein eL42 (gene RpL36A). The record is from RefSeq and is a predicted model, not a curated record. The coding region runs from base 103 to 417 and encodes 104 amino acids. Gene Ontology annotation, biological process: translation. Gene Ontology annotation, cellular component: cytosolic large ribosomal subunit; ribosome. Gene Ontology annotation, molecular function: structural constituent of ribosome. The transcript has 3 exons. Lineage: Eukaryota; Metazoa; Arthropoda; Insecta; Coleoptera; Tenebrionidae.